CAAGAAAGCAAAAAAAAAAAAAUUAGACAUUGAAUCGGGCUCGACCCGGCCCGGUUAGGCCCGGAUCUGGUAUCAACCCGGGUCGGUUCCAGGCCCAAGUAUUUGCAAAAAAAGCCCGCCCGGGCUUGGCCCGGAACUGGAACCUGAUCGGACUGGGUCCAUCAUUAUGAGGGCAUGACUUUGGAGAGAACUAAGUGGAGGGCGUGAUCUCGUGUAAUCUUUUUCCCUCAUCUUUUUUUUCCUUGUUUAUAUCAUUAUAUAUAUAAUCAUUAUUUGUAGCAUUUUUAUUUUAUCAUUUUUAUGUAUAUUCAUCUCUUUUUAUAUUAUCUUUUUAUAAUAGCUUAUCUUUUUUAUCUUUAUUUUCUUUCUUUUCCUUUUGGUUGUGAUAUCAUGUAUCGAUCCAUGUUAGCUAGGGGUGGAUUCGGUUCGGGCCACCUGGCCCGUGACCCGGCCUGACCCGGUACUGUGCGGGCCCGGGAUCGGCUUGGGCGGUCCGGGACCGGGUGUAGACCCGAACCGGUGGGAAUGGGCGGGGCGGGCACGGUUCCGGAAAAAUGUGACCCGGCCCCGGGUUCGGGUCCAACAGUCCUAUUUUUUUUUUUUAAAAUUUGUUAAAUACUUGCUAGCCGUUAUGGCCUUGGGGGGUGGGCUGGGGACAACCCAAACGGCUAUAUAGCCGUUGGGUGGGGUGCAAGGGGGGUCCGGGGGGGUUGGGUGGUGGGGGGGUGGGGGGUAAAAAUAAUUAUAUUAUAAACUCGGCUGAGAUCGACACCUGUGAAAAAAUUUGCAAUGCUUUGAUAUAUUUUAAUCAUGCAACUGAAACUUUUAGUCAUGUUUAUAAACCUACCUCAAACCAAUUUAUUCGUGAAGCUGUUAAUCUCGCCGGUGCUUUUUCAAAUUUCGUGAAUGCUGAUUAUGUGAGUUAUUUUGCUAGUUUUAUGAAGGAAAAGUUUUUAAAAUAUUAUUCACAUAUUCCGCAUAUUUAUGGUAUUGCAUUUGUUCUCGAUCCUCGUUUUAGACUUGGUUCUUUAGAAGAAUGUUUGAAUUAUUAUUAUGCUGCUUUUUUUGGUCCAUUGCCAAUGUAUGAGGACAACCCAAUUGAUCCGAAAAAAGAAUACAACGAGGUUAGUGAUAUAUUUUAUGCAUUAUUCAAUGAGUUUCAUGCACAAUAUGGCAAUGCGCCCCCUCCCCCGACACAAACAUCAUCUAAAGGAAAAUCAAUUUUCAAAUCUACGUUUGCCAAUCUUAUUAAAAAAACAAAAUCAACUCUAGGGGUGGACCGGUUCCGGUUCGGGCCCGGCCGGGCCUCGGUUCAAGAAGGGGAGGCCCGGAACCGGCUCGGGUAACCCCCGGGUCCGGGCCGGGCCUCGGUUCUAUUUUUUUUUGGCUUUUCCUAGUUAACCCCCAACCCUCCCCCACACCCCCAAACCAACCCUAACCACCUCAAAUGACCCAAAAUACCCAGCCCAACCCAAAAACUUAAAAAAAAUUGGCCCGGUCCGGGCCCGAACCGGCCGGGCCGGUUCACCAUUUGAAGGGCCCGAGCCCGAACCGCCAUCCCACCGGGCCCGGAACCGGUUCACCCUUCCGGUCCGGGCCCGCACAGUAGCGGGCCGGUCCGGUUCCGGGCCGGUUGGCCCGACACGAGUCCACCCCUAAUCAACUCCCGCUACACAACAAAGCACAAUUAAUGAGAUUUCUUUGUAUUUAACUUAUGAUGUUGAUUUUGAAGAAGAUUAUGAUUUUGACGUACUAAACUGGUGGAAGAGAAGAAAGAAUGUUCCCGGUUUUAGCAAAGAUGGCUAAGCAAGUGCUAUCAAUGCCGGUUUCAACGGUUGCCGUGGAGCAAGAAUUUAGUUCGGCCGGCAAUGUCCUAACACAAACCAGAACGAGGUUGAGCGCUGAAUCUCUUGAGAUGCUUAUAUGCUACCACGAUUGGUUGAAAGCAACCCGUAGAGCUCAAGAAAUUGACAUCACCCCAUCCCAACACUUUAUGGAUGAAUCUACAACCGAGGGUGGCUCUACCUAUGCCGGAGAUUCCGAUUGAAUGAUUGAUUAGUAUUUCAUGUUUUAAAAACAAUUGUAGUUCCUAUUUAAUUUUCAAAUGUAGUUCCUAUUUCAUUUCAAAUAAAU
Cuscuta europaea is the source of this 2133-nucleotide messenger RNA. The record is from the annotation of a GenBank genome assembly. NCBI's taxonomy places the organism in Eukaryota, Viridiplantae, Streptophyta, Magnoliopsida, Solanales, Convolvulaceae.